This is a messenger RNA of Sphenostylis stenocarpa, 834 nucleotides long. The record is from the annotation of a GenBank genome assembly. NCBI's taxonomy places the organism in Eukaryota, Viridiplantae, Streptophyta, Magnoliopsida, Fabales, Fabaceae.
AUGGGUUUUGAUAACACAACCUCCGUAUAUGUUGCAGCUGGAAAGAUUUAUAAAGAACAAAAGUACAUGGCACCACUUAAACAGAUGUUUCCACGACUACAAACCAAGAAUACAUUGGCAACACCAGAAGAGCUUGCUCAAUUUAUGGGACAUUCGACUAGGUUGGCUGCACUUGAUUAUACUGUUUGCCUGCAUAGUGAAGUAUUUGUUACAACCCAGGGUGGAAAUUUUCCCCACUUCUUGAUGGGUCACAGACGCUAUAUUUAUGGUGGGCAUGCAAAGACAAUAAAACCUGACAAGAGAAAAUUGGCUUUAUUAUUUGAUAAUCCGAAUAUAAGGUACAACUUUGGCCAUUUCCCGGUCAUGCAUGAAUUAGGGAAGGCUUGGGCUAGCUCAAUCAAGAGGGUUGACCAGAUGGAAGAUAGUGCAAUAGUUCGAGGUAGAGGCAGACCUAGGAAAACUAUAGAGAUUUACAGCCAACCUUGUGGGAAAGGGCUUAUAAGUGCUGAUAGAAACCAAACUGCUAGUGGCUAUAUUGUUGAGAAUUGUCUAGAGAAAUGGGAAUUAUUCAAGCAGCAAAUGAAAGACAUGCUUCGUCAUAGUGAUCAAAAGGGAACCGAGUUAAAAAAGGCUUCUGGAUCUCUAUAUACUUUUCCCAUGCCAGAUUGCAUGUGUAAACACGUGGACUGCGCAAAAUAUAGGACACAGAGUUGCUUAUCACGAAACUUAUCUUCUAUCAACUUGGCAAGACUUGUCACCUGUGAUAAAGCGUGCUGUUGCAAGACAUCGAGUUCACGCCACAUCAUCCUUCAACCUAAAGAUGAAACAGUUUAA